Necator americanus (New World hookworm) is the source of this 3246-nucleotide messenger RNA. RefSeq lists its product as uncharacterized. Gene Ontology annotation, cellular component: condensin complex; nucleus. The coding region runs from base 1 to 3246 and encodes 1081 amino acids. Gene Ontology annotation, biological process: mitotic sister chromatid segregation. The transcript is spliced from 28 exons. Lineage: Eukaryota; Metazoa; Nematoda; Chromadorea; Rhabditida; Ancylostomatidae. The record is from RefSeq and is a predicted model, not a curated record.
AUGGGUCGUAGAAGGAAACAGGAUGGGAGCGCAUCUCCAGCUGUACUCUUGAUGGAGGAUAUGGACAUGGAUGAAAAUGUACCUCCAAAAAUUCUGGACGAGGAGAUUCCCAAAAAGAGAUCGGUCCGCCGCAACGGACCAAAGAAAGAAGUGCCAGAACUUGACGUAGAUGCAACAGAGAAGAAUGUAGUUAACGACAAGAUUGAAUAUUUUCUGGGCGACUAUCCUGCGCUACUAGAGAAAGCUUGUAAAAACGAGAAAGGCCAGAAAACGCUUAUUAAGCGGUUGUGGUCAGAUCAUGAAGAAGUUGUGCUACAAUGUAGUGUUAACGAUCUUCGUCACGCUCUUUGGGAACCGUCGUUUACUGCUUGUACUGAAGGAGUCAGAUUUUGCGCGUACGCUCUGGAGAAAAUCGGAAUUCGGCAAGCGUUUCUGCUCAUGAAAAAGAUGAUUGUUAGUGGUGCAACGAAUUCAACAUGUAACCAUCUCGGCCAAGUGAUCUACUCGGCUUGGCGCAUGGCCGUUAGGGACGAAAACGAAGAUUUGAAGAAACAGAUUGAAAUAGAGAUGAUCACUGGGACAGUUCAUGAUGCUGUACUUCUGCCAAUAAAUCUCUCUACAAAAUUUAUGCAUGUUCUGUCAGCAUUUUCCGGAGAAAAUGCAGACAAAGCGAAAAUUGACGGUAUGCUAGUCCGUUGUUUCGAGUCCGUGCUGUGGAUCGGUCUUGAAUCUUGUAACGAUCAGGUCCGUUACUCGGCCUCUACAGUUUUACUCGGUUUCUAUCCCUUGAUGGACGACGAUGAUUUUAAAAGAGAUGAAUGUCUACACAAACAGCACGCCAUGAUGAUGAGCAUGUUGAAAGAUGAAUGCGUACCAAUCCGCAUGAUGGCUGCGAAGAAGGUAUUGAAGAUACUGAGCAUGCUUUGGAACUUUGUGCCCCGUGAUUUCAUUAAACAAUACAUGACGUUUAUUGUUGAUGUCUUAUCUCGUGACACUGUGGUUGGUGUACGGUUAGCCGUUUACGAGGGAAUGCGCUAUAUCAUUACUGUCCCAGCCUGUCUAAACGCUGCAGAACAUGCUUUAAAAUGCAUCGCCAUCAAUGGAAUCAACGAUAAAAACGAAAGAGUUCGAGUUUCUGCUUUUGAAAUGUUGAAGAUGCUCAAAGGUCAUCGAUAUAUCCGGUUCUUCGACGUGGUGCCUAUGGAGGAGGUUCUUGCACGCUUACAAGUUGAAGUCUCAGAAAGUGUUCGACGCGAGAUAGUUCCUCUUAUAUUCAAGUCGUUUUUCCCUGAUCGUGAACGUGUCGACCAGAACGAAAGAAUGCGACGGAUAGCAUUUCUCAUUAAACACGGUCGAAUUUGUGCUCUGACCUUCCAUAGAUUAUUAUUUCCGCUUAAUCUAGUUACGGUUGCUGAAGCAGUGGAACACAUACAGUUUAUGACCAUUUUCGUAUAUCGCAGUUUAACAAAAGGGAUGUCAGCUGACGCUUCUAUUAAUGGAUCCAUGCUGCUAGAUGAUACGGUUGGUACGCUUAGUGGUCCUAGCCAGGAAUUUAGCAUGCCAGAUGAAAACAAUCCUGUGUGGAAGCGCAAUAAAAUAUUUUUGGAAUGUGUUGUAGUGACUUGGAUGAGCAUGCGUAAGGCGCUCAUGGAGGCAAGAUACGCAGUGGAGAGGCAAAAACUAGAAAAUUUGGAGACAAAAGUGUUCAAGAAGAUGUUCCAGUGUUUUAGAAGCACUUCACUUAUUGGCACUACCAUGGUUAUUGGGAGCAUGCUACCUCCAUCAUCUAUGGAUGGCAUCACCCAGUCUGUACUUUCCUUGCUAAAUGAAAAAGUUGUCGAUGAUUGUGUUAUGGAGCCAUAUCUGGAAGCUACAGCACAAUGGAGAAUCGAAUAUCUUUUCGAUAUUAUUAACUCGGGAUUAUCUAUACUUCAAACAGAAAUUAGUGCCUCAGAACGCUCGCCACCUUCUAAGAAGAAAAAGUGUCCCGAGCUUCCUCCAAUAGAUCGUUUGCGAAAAGCUCUACGAUAUUUGAGAUAUUUGUUACGGAGCUAUUCCACAAAUCAGUUAAUGACUUGUAGUUAUCUUUACCAGUUGGAGCAAUUUUACAAGAAGCUCAGUAUGAUUCGACAUGUCAUCGAUCUCAGGUUGGGCCACGAGGUGAUUGAUGUCGGCAUUGCAGAUGAUCUUAUUGUAGAGGCUUUCGAGAUGAAACAAACCUUGGCUGCUGUUCUUAUUAACUGCAAGGAUCGAGGUGAAGACGACAAGGAUCAUUCAACAAGGUUUAUGACCGACAUGUGUGAUGAAUUGAAAUGGUUUGAAGCCGACGUCUUGUCAAAUUUGGCAAUGUUAAAUUCAGAUGAUGUUGUUCCGUUUCUGAUUCGACUUAGUGAAGUGGUUCUACGCAGUAUUCGAGUGACAACAGCAGCGUGGGACUUCACUUCGCUACCGCCAUCUACUCCUGCUUAUUCAGAAACUGAAAUGGAAGUAGACCCUGCUGACGGUGGACUUGAUUACUCCGAUAUCUCUAGCAGGGUGGUUCUGGCAUUCUGUAGCAGCAGUACUCCUGGGGCACUAUUGCCCGCUGUGCUAGGAGCAGCUAGACAACUACUUGGUAGCGAGUGUGGAGUAUUUUCACAUCUUUUACCUGUGCUGGAUUUCGUCCCCAAGUGGGUUAUAAAUUGUACAAACAACGACGAUGCUUUAGACGAGAAAGAAGCCGGAGACGCAUACUUAUCAUUAUGGCGAGCAUUUCUGGACCACCCAGAUUACACAGAAGUUUUGUUGGAGAAAUCUAUAAAUAUUUGCGCUGUACUGCUCCUUAAUUAUCUUACACAGCUGAACGAAAAUCACCAUGAAGUUCCUGAUCCACGACUUCACGACUACGAAAUAAAAUCACCCAUCUCAGUCAUUCUUCAUAGAGUUAUCUUUAAGAACAAAUUGCUGAUUACAAAGUUCAUGGCAAGAGUUGGAGGUCUCUCGUGCAGUGAUCUGCUUUACUCAGACGAUCUGGAUGGUGACACGUGCCUGUUGCGACUGGGCAGCUGUGCCCAGUUAGCACUUCUUUGUGACCUGACAUCUCAGGGAGUUCGUCGAGUAGGAAACAGUACUUCAACGGUCUACCGUACCAGUCAAAAUGUCGCAGAUCUACUGACUAUUCUGCGAGAACGUGUAGAGUCUGUAGCAAAGAAAAAUCCUCCAGAAGACAACAUGAUUUUAUUUCAACUAAGGGAAAUGUUUGAAUGA